Molecule: messenger RNA, 1029 nt
Organism: Trichoderma virens Gv29-8
Lineage: Eukaryota; Fungi; Ascomycota; Sordariomycetes; Hypocreales; Hypocreaceae
Exons: 2
Biological process (GO): nucleoside metabolic process
Molecular function (GO): catalytic activity
Source: RefSeq, a predicted model, not a curated record
AUGGCUACCCCGCCCGCCAGCCGUGAUGAAUUUGAAGUUGCGUUGAUUUGUUCGUUGCCGCUUGAGUACAAUGCCGUGUCUCUGCUCUUUGACCAGUUCUGGGAUGAGAAUGGUGAUCAAUAUGGUAGAGCCAUUGGAGACUUGAACACUUACACCACCGGACGCUUUGGAAACUUUGAUGCUGUUUUAGUCCUUCUGCAGAAUACGGGGCAAGUCAGUGCGGCUAGCGCUACAGCGAGUCUUCGAUCGAGCUAUCCAGGGUUAAGGCUGGUGAUCCUGACGGGAAUCUGUGGGGGUGUGCCAUUCCCAGAUACUGGCGACGAGAUUCUUCUUGGUGACGUGGUGAUCAGCAAGACGGUGGUGCAAUACGAUCACGGAGAGCAAUACCCCAACAACUUUGUAGCAAAGGACACCACGGAGGAUAUUCUGGGCAGGCCGAAUAAGGAUAUCCGCGGUCUAGUUACGAUUUUCGAGACAGACUUGGCACGAGAACGACUCCAGACACGAGCCGCCGUCUUACUCGAACAAAUUCAGGAUCUUCCUGCUAAAGGAGACCGGCGCAAAGCAGAUACUUACCAGUAUCCCGGAGCCGUCAAUGAUAGGUUGUUUGAAGCAAAUUGCCGUCAUGAGCAUCGCCUAAUACCGCAAUGGUCUUGUGAUGAAUACCGGAGUCCAGUUUGCGAUAUACCUGGAUGCAAUAAUACACAUGAUGUGAAGCGGCAGCGCCUUGAAGAAAAACGACAGCUGGAGCAACAGGGAUGCUCAAAUUCGUCCAUCUUCGUCGGUCGGUUUGGUUCAGGGGACAGAGUGCUCAAGUCGGGUGAGGACCGCGACUGGAACGCUAAGCGGUACGGCAUCCUGGCAUACGACAUGGAGGGCGCUGGUGUCUGGGAUGAGCUUCCAUGCAUUAUCGUCAAAGGUGUCUGCGACUACGCGGAUGGCCACUUGGGCAAGCUCUGGCAGAACUUUGCGGCUGCUACGGCCGCGUGUGUCGCAAAAGGUUUGGUGGAGCGUUAUACAAGAACGGAC